GUCUCUUUUUUUCAGAAUAAGUCUCUUUUCUCUCCUUUUUUGCGCCUUCAAGUGCUCAAGAAAUUAAAAUUGUGGAACAGGAUUGUGGGAUGCACUAUUCUUCAAAUGCAAUAAAGGAUUCAUGUUGAAAUGGUUGGCUGCUGAUCUGAAGUGUUAAUGAUGGAAAAGAGCAAAUUUAGAGCUGAUUGGCUUCUUAAAAAAGACCGCAAUGGACAUUUGAUGUCAGUACGGGCGUCAAGACAUAGUGAAACUGAAGUGUUUUGCAAACUUUGUUUGUGUACAGUAGAUUUUCAGAACAAGGGUCUUCAUGCUCUUCUUCAACACUCAUACUAUGCUAAACAUAAAAAAUUAGCCUCUGAUCUUCUAGGGCCUAAACAGAUGGUUUUAGUUGCAGCUAAUCCUGGUGAUUCGUCUGAAACAAUCCAGAGUGAAUAUCCCGGAUCAAGCCAUAGUUCUUCAGCACCUGUUAUUAAACUCUAUAGUUUGAAGAAUGCGGCAACAGUAUCUGAACUCAUUUGGGUUAUGAAGUCGGUGUGUUGCAACUUUUCGGCAUCUUCUUGCAGUGGCAUAAAGGAAACAUUUGAUGCAAUGUUUCCAGGGGGUGUUCCAACUGAUUUUUCUUUAAGCCCUAAAAAGAUGCGAUAUUUAAUAACUGAUGCACUGGGACCAUAUUUUCAACAGAUGAUCUCAGAUGAUGUGGGAACCUCCUUUUAUUCAAUCUGUUUUGAUGAAACAACCAGUGUUGAAGACAAAAAGGAGCUCCAGAUAUCGGUGAGAUAUUGGUCAGAGGGUAGAGGUGAAGUAGUUUCAAGCCAUUUGCAGACAUUCUUCAUCGGGAAAGCUGAUGCACAAACUCUUCAUGAAAAAAUUCACACUGCCAUCAGUAGGGCAAACCUGCCCAUUCACAAGCUGCUGAUGAUUGGUUCAGAUGGACCUAAUGUGAAUAAGAAAGUUCACAGACUUUUCAAUGAAAAUUUGAUUGAAAUGAGGUCACAUGGAUUAGUUCAUAUCGGGACAUGCCUCCUUCACAUUGUUCACAACUCAUAUCUGAAAGCCUUGCAGACCUUUGGUUAAGAUGCAUCUAAAUUAGCUAUUGCUGUUUACCACUACUUUGAGGGGUGGCCAGCGAGGGUAGAGGAAUAUGAAAAGAUCCAAGAAGAUCUCAAAUUACCUCAAAAGAAAUUCCUCAAACAUUCUCCUUCUAGGUGGCUUACAUUUUGCUCUGCUGCUGAGAGACUUCUCGAACAGUGGCAAGGAGUAAAUCAUUACUUUCUUAAAUUCAUCCCAUCAACAAAGAAUCAGGCUGUGUUACAGUCUAGUUCAUACAGAAAGAUUGUCAACCUUUUACGUUGCUCAACUAUCAGAGCAGAAUUGUACUUCACUAUAUCUUCUGCAGAACUUUUCACUAGCUUCACCGAAAGAUUCCAACGAGAUGAACCUUUAAUUCACAUCCUGUACCCUCAGCUACAAGAACGGUUAGGGAAACUGGCUAGACGUGUUUGCAAGUUGGUUUCUGAA
Eublepharis macularius is the source of this 1518-nucleotide messenger RNA. RefSeq lists its product as uncharacterized. Bases 157 to 1074 code for a protein of 305 amino acids. The record is from RefSeq and is a predicted model, not a curated record. NCBI's taxonomy places the organism in Eukaryota, Metazoa, Chordata, Lepidosauria, Squamata, Eublepharidae. The transcript is spliced from 2 exons.